This is a messenger RNA of Polypterus senegalus (gray bichir), 3285 nucleotides long. RefSeq names its product NUMB endocytic adaptor protein (gene numb). The record is from RefSeq and is a predicted model, not a curated record. The transcript is spliced from 12 exons. Gene Ontology annotation, molecular function: cadherin binding. NCBI's taxonomy places the organism in Eukaryota, Metazoa, Chordata, Cladistia, Polypteriformes, Polypteridae. The coding region runs from base 210 to 2243 and encodes 677 amino acids.
GCUAGGGGCGAGGAGGGUAGGUUGAGCCAGUAGCUGGCAGGUGAGACGGCUGCUUUUACAGUGCACGAGAGACGGUGCUGGCGAAUCGUUUCUUGGAAUUUGUACUGUGGAUUGAAAACACAAGUAAAACGAGUGAAGGCAGCUUUAAAAAUAGCAUUUUAUUAGUUAUCUCGACAGGCGCGGCAGAUAAAGGUACACACGGGUCAGUAAUGAACAAGUUACGGCAGAGCUUUCGACGGAAGAAAGAUGUCUAUUUGCCAGAGUCAAGUCGCCCGCACCAGUGGCAGACUGAUGAAGAGGCAGUGCGUAGUGGAAAAUGUAACUUUACGGUCAAGUAUCUUGGUUAUGUGGAAGUUGAUGAAUCCCGUGGAAUGCACAUUUGUGAAGAUGCAGUGAAGAAGCUGAAGACGGACAGGAAGUUCUUCAAAGGCUUCUUUGGAAAAGCUGGAAAGAAGGCUGUGAGAGCUGUCCUCUGGGUUUCAGCAGAUGGACUCAGGGUUGUCGAUGAUAAAACAAAGGACCUGAUUUUGGACCAAACAAUAGAAAAGGUGUCCUUUUGUGCACCUGACAGAAACUUUGAUCGAGCUUUCUCCUACAUCUGCAGGGAUGGUACAACACGGCGCUGGAUAUGCCACUGCUUCAUGGCUGUGAAGGACUCGGGAGAACGUCUGAGCCAUGCUGUAGGUUGUGCUUUUGCUGCCUGCCUAGAAAGGAAGCAGAAGAGGGAGAAAGAAUGUGGAGUAACGGCAACUUUUGAUAACAACAGAACUACUUUCACCCGGGAGGGAUCUUUCAGAGUAACCACAGCAACCGAGCAAGCAGAGAGGGAAGAAAUAAUGAGGCAAAUGCAGGAAACCAAGAAAGUGGAAGUAGAAGUGAAGACCCCGGCUCCACCUGUAACAACAGCUCCUUCCAUAGUGAACCCAAUAGCUUCAACUGCCACCUCAGCGUCUCCUGCCUCUUCUCCUCAGACAGGCGUCUCUCAGGAUACUAACCCACAUGCUAUCCCACGACGACAUGCACCUAUGGAAGCCCUUGCUCGCCAAGGUUCUUUUCGAGGUUUCCCUGCCCUGAGUCAGAAAACAUCUCCCUUCAAAAGGCAGCUGUCUCUACGCAUGAAUGAACUGCCAUCCACAAUGCAGCGCAAAUCAGACUUCCCCAUGAAGAACUCUGUCCCCGAGGUAGAGGGCGAGGCAGACAGUAUCAGCUCCUUGUGCACCCAGAUUGCCACUGCCUUCAUUGCUCCCCCUGAAGACCCCUUCUCUUCAGCGCCCAUGUCUAAGCCUGUAUCCUCUCCACAGUCUCCAGCUUCUCAAGUGAAUGGUGCUGCUGUGCCUGGAUUACCACUGCCUCAUGAUAACUCAGCAGGUACCGUCGUCCUGAUCCCCCCACCACUACCUGCUCGUGACACCAACCCCUGGGCACAAGGUCAAGGUGGCACUGCUGCACUGGCUAUGCAAGCUCCACCUAUUAAGGGAUUUUCAUUGGGGUGUCAAACUCAGAUACUGGAGGAUGGUCAUGGCUCUGGUGAGUGGAAGAAUGAAGUUACGACAAGCCCCUCUGUCCCCAUUGCAACAACAUCAACAACAGUAAUGACAGCAGCAGGGUCGAAUCACAAAAGAACUCCCUCCGAAGCAGAUCGCUGGUUAGAAGAAGUAUCAAAGACGAUUCGAGCUCAACAGCACCCACAAAUGGCACAAAUGGCUUCUGCUGGAAUGAGCAUACCACCACCUAUACAGCAAUUUCCUGUUGGCACCUUCAUGGCUCCUCAACCUCCUGUCGUUCCUUUGAUUCCCCCAAGGCAUCAACCAGCCUUCAUCCCCGCUCCUGCCCCGAGCUACCCAGUGGCUAAUGGCAUUCCCUAUGCUCAUCCCAGCGUCCCUGUGGUUGGCAUCACCCCGUCUCAGAUGGUUGCACAUGUUUUCGGCACAGCCACACACCCGCAGAUGGCCCCCCAGCCGUCCCCUGUCAAUUUCUCCAAACAGAGCUCUUUUCCUCAGUAUGAUGGAAGGUCGAGCACCAGUCCGUUCUUCAAGCCUGAGCAGCAGCCGCCUCAGCAUCUGAAUGGCACUGCCACGUUUAAUGGUGAAGAUAGCUGGGGACAGCCUACGCUUGCACAGCAGGUGGAUCCCUUUGAAGCCCAGUGGGCAGCACUUGAGAGCCGAUCCCGGCAGCGCACUUCUCCUUCUCCGACAAACCCCUUUUCCAGUGAUUUGCAGAAAACUUUUGAGAUUGAGCUUUAGAGCAGAUUUGAGUUAGGAAAGUCUUAACUCAUUAACUUGAAAACUGGAGUAUAGAAAAGUAAAAUAUAAAUCAUAUAAUAUAUUGGAGGUGGCAAAUGGGAAUGAGGAUCUGCUUUGCAUCGUGCUUUGUUUUUUUUUUGUUUUUUAGCUGUUUAAAUUCCCAGAGCAGUAUCUGAUACCUACACGAGAAGAGACCUGUGGAGCUGAAGCGUUUCAAACUUGUGUUUAAUUUGGAGUCCGUUUGACCUACGAGUGCCCGCUUUCUUUGGUCUGAUUUCUUUUUGAAAGAGUGAGGGGGAUAUCAGGACCCCCGUUUAUGUUAAGAUACCAGAGACCUGAAGAGCUUCCAUUUUAAACUUGAGACUUAAGGAAAUGAGAAUGCCAAAUGUUUAUUUUUAUGCAUUUAGUGUAUAUUUUAAAUAGCUGAGAAAUUAACAGGAAGAGAUGUAAGUAAUCUUGCCAAAGGUAAGCUAACUGCUGCGUGACACGUGUAUACUGUAUAUAGAGCUGAUUUAUCUCUGAUUCUGUUGUAAGUGAGAUGGGCGGGUAUUGUUGUCCUCUGAUUGGACGUUUCCUGUUCUACUGUUAGUUGUUUGAAAUUGCAGUAACAAUCAUAACCACUUGGUAGCGCACCUGUAUCUCUGUUAAGAGCAGUAUUGUCGUGGUGGCUUGAAUCCAGGUUUUUUGUUUUCUUUCAUUUUUUGUUUUCUUUUUGUUAAGUCUUAAAUGUAUUUUUAUGGAUUUUUAACACUAUUGUCAAUUUAGUGCUCUAUUUUUUUUUCUAAAAUUGCAUUUGCACAAGGUUAAAAUGUUGAAGAAUUAGGGCUUUUUAACCCUUAAAUAGUUCUAGAGCAAAGGUUUUAACCUUUGAAAAAUGUUUAAAAAUCUGAGUGUGUGCUGAUGACAUACACGAUACACACGCAUGUAUGCUGUACAGGAAGAAGGAAGCUUUUCUUUCCAUUUGUUCUAUUUCAGUAUAAGCCUUACAAUCACUGUAAUCAGGUUUUGACCAGAUUGAAUAAAGAAUGGUGAUAGAAAACAA